Equus quagga is the source of this 882-nucleotide messenger RNA. Its product is annotated as src substrate cortactin-like. The transcript has 8 exons. Lineage: Eukaryota; Metazoa; Chordata; Mammalia; Perissodactyla; Equidae. Gene Ontology annotation, molecular function: actin filament binding. Gene Ontology annotation, cellular component: focal adhesion; plasma membrane; actin filament. The record is from RefSeq and is a predicted model, not a curated record. The annotation marks the transcript as partial. Gene Ontology annotation, biological process: regulation of actin filament polymerization.
AGCCUGCUGGAAUCCACAGCUUGCUCGCUGGUUGUGUUGCUGGCCUGUAAACUGCUUUCCUUGUUUUUAGAUUACUCCAAAGGCUUCGGUGGCAAGUACGGUAUCGACAAGGACAAGGUGGAUAAAAGUGCCGUCGGCUUUGAGUAUCAAGGCAAAACGGAGAAGCACGAGUCCCAGACAGAUUACGUGAAAGGGUUUGGAGGAAAAUUUGGUGUGCAGACAGACAGACAAGACAAAUGUGCUCUUGGCUGGGAUCACCAGGAGAAAUUGCAGCUGCACGAAUCCCAAAAAGAUUAUAAGACUGGUUUCGGAGGCAGAUUUGGUGUUCAGUCCGAAAGGCAGGACUCCUGUGCUGUGGGGUUUGAUUACAAGGAGAGACUGGCCAAGCACAAGUCCCAGCAAGACUAUUCCAAAGGAUUCGGCGGAAAGUACGGGGUCCAGAAGGACCGGAUGGACAAGAAUGCUUCAACCUUUGAGGAUGUCGCCAAGGUGGCCUCCACGUAUCAGAAGACCGUCCCUGUCGAAGCAGUGAACAGCAAAACAAGCAACAUCAGAGCUAACUUCGAAAACCUCGCGAAGGAGAAAGAGCAGGAGGACAGGCGGAAAGCGGAAGCCGAGAGGGCGCAGAGGAUGGCGAAGGAAAGGCAGGAGCAGGAGGAGGCCCGGAGACAGCUGGACGAGCAGGCCAGAGCCCGGAAGCAGACCCCGCCCGCGUCUCCCGCUCCUCAGCCGGUGCAGGAGAGGCCGCCUUCGAGCCCCGUCUAUGAGGAUGCGGCUUCGUUCAAGGCCGAGCCGAGCUACAGAGGCCCCGUGAGCGAGCCGGAACCCGUGUACAGCACCGAGGCCGCCGACUACCAGGACGCCGAUAGCCAGCAGGGUCUG